AUGAAUAAAGUAGAUCAAGUCAUUGGUUACAAAAAGUACGAGGUAAAACUCCCCAAAGACCGACAGAUAACGAAGAACAGAUCAAAAGGUGGAAAUGUUGAGCAAAAUGACAUUAAAAGGGAGAGGGAUAAUAUGAGAACCUUUGGUGAAGAAAGAAAGAAGUUUUUAGAGAAAAUGACUAAAAACAAAAGGAAAAGUACAAGCAGAAAAGAUAAAGAAAAGCCAAAAGAGACGGAAAGGGAAAACUACAAAAGAGAAGACAAGAAGUUAAAAGAACAGAAGAAACUGUCAAUAUCAAGAGAAUUCCGUUUCAAAGAACCGCAUUUGGCAGCCAUUAAUCAAAGCACGGCAGCUAAAAAUCUUAAAUCCAAACCUCAACCUGGACUAGAUUUUGACGUAGACCAUCAAACCGAGGACAAAAUAAUGAUAGAUCAGGCUGUACAAACAUCUAGUCCUUUGAAUGUCCAACUGUCGGAACUGUUCAACGAUAAUAUCCUCAACGUCCCUAAAGAUAGUAGGUUUGUUCUCCAAGACACAGAGUUCACCUCCUGGGAACGUCGUUGGUCGAACUGCAGCACGACCAGUAAUGCGACUACAGUUUCAUCAGUUCCUGACCCCAAAAACAAUAUCAACUACAGGGAUCUACCUUCCUUCAAUUCAAUAGUGCUAAUUACCCAAGAUCAUAACAUCUUUGCGUCAUCUAAUAAUCAGCGUGACGGAGCUAAAAAACUACUACAGCAAGAGAUGGAGUACUCAAAUAAGGUCAAGAGUAUCACCCUCGGGCUCGAAGCACUUUGUAUGGAUGAAAAACUAAUUCCAGAUGCAGAAAUAAUCGGCCGACAAGCGUCGCGCUGGUCAGAGUUUCCCACUUGCUGUGACCAAGCUCUUAUUUAG
Saccharomyces paradoxus is the source of this 894-nucleotide messenger RNA. It is a transcript of the gene SLZ1, whose product is annotated as Slz1p. The record is from RefSeq and is a predicted model, not a curated record. The coding region runs from base 1 to 894 and encodes 297 amino acids. Lineage: Eukaryota; Fungi; Ascomycota; Saccharomycetes; Saccharomycetales; Saccharomycetaceae. The transcript has a single exon.